Melampsora larici-populina 98AG31 is the source of this 768-nucleotide messenger RNA. RefSeq lists its product as uncharacterized. The record is from RefSeq and is a predicted model, not a curated record. NCBI's taxonomy places the organism in Eukaryota, Fungi, Basidiomycota, Pucciniomycetes, Pucciniales, Melampsoraceae. Bases 1 to 768 code for a protein of 255 amino acids. The transcript has 2 exons.
AUGCAGAAUCUUUUCCCAGGCGGAGCAGAAAACCGAACUCUCAAGGAGCUGGUUAGUAAGCUCCUGGAAGUCGCUAAAGCCGGUUUACCGCUUGCGAACAAGUCAAAACAGGCCCAGAAGACAUUGAUUGAUGUCGGAACGGCGGCAGACAUCCUGGUAUUAACAGGAGCUGUCUACGAUCAAGUUAUGUUCGAGGAUGCUCGACGUAACUUUACCACGCCGGAUGCGCUCACCGGUUCUGAUCAGAAGAGCCGUCCCAUCAUAUUUAAGGGCAAAGCUACAGAUGACAAACUGGAGGCGCUUUCAGAGCAAAUGGCGCUCCUCACAUCGGCAGUAGAAAGUCUGCAACAAAAGAAAGGACCCACAAUCCCUUCUUAUGCGCUCGCGGCGUCAAAACAUGCCCCACAAAACACAGCAACCAGCCAAAAAACCAACUCGGCUAAACCACAAGCGCCAAAGAUGGCACCAAAACCCAAAGCAACCAACAUUAUAACGUUGGUCCAUGAGCCUGGAUCAGAGAUCACACAUCCAGGCCUUUCCAAUGCCAAGCUCAUUCAAGCGCUUACUGUAGCGUUCAAAGCGUAUAACAUCAAGAUGAAGCCGGACGAAGAAUCGACUAUUGAAAUCAAAAGUGUACGACGACACCCGUCGAAUGACAUUGAUAUCAUCUUUGAGACCGCUGCUCACGCAUCCAAGAAAGCUGCCACGGUUUCUAAACGGAUUGAUGAAGACAUGUCGUAUUGUGAAGGCGAUGAUUCCUAUUCUUGA